UUGUUUUCAUUACUUUGUUCGCCAAGUGUAUUGUAAUCAGUCACCCUAUGAGACAGAAUUGCGCAACCCCAUCUAGAGUUUGUUAAUCAAGUUUUGAUCAUCGAAGACAAUAGAAAGGAGGAUCACCUUCGAUUGGAAUUCGCCUAAGUUACUACACACAAGUUCUUUACAGUAAUUACAGUGAAACUCCAGACAUACUGACAGUGUUGCUGAGGAGCAUGGCUAAGCGUGUUGCUGUGAUUGGAGCAGGCAAUGCUGGACUGGUCUCCAUCAAAUGUUGCUUGGAUGAAGGUCUGGAGCCGGUGUGUUUUGAAAGCAGUGAUGAUAUCGGUGGACUCUGGAGAUUUAAGGAGACACAUGAGGCAGAACGCACCAGCAUUUAUCGUUCUCUAGUAGCGAACACCUCUAAAGAGAUGAUGUGCUUCAGUGAUUUCCCUAUGCCGGAUCAUUUCCCAAACUACACGCACAACUCGCUGGUCGUGCAGUACUUAAGACUCUACGCUGAACACUUCGGCCUGCUCAAACAUAUUCAUUUAAAGACUACAGUAAGCAGUGUGAGACAGAGGCCGGAUUUCUCUACCUCUGGUCAGUGGGAUGUGGUGAUCGUGAACAUAGAUGGACGAGAGGAGAAACACGUGUUUGAUGGUGUUCUAGUGUGUACAGGACAAUACACACAACUUAACAAACCCCUCUCUGCCUUUAAAGGUGUUGAUACAUUCCCAGGAACAAUUCUCCACAGCUGGGAUUAUAGGGAUCCUAAACUUUACCGUGGCAAGAGAGUUGUGAUUGUUGGGAUUGGAAAUUCAGGGGUAGACAUUGCUGUGGAGCUCAGCAGAGUUUGUGAGAAGGUGUUUCUGAGUACCCGUACAGGGGCGUGGGUCAUAGGUCGCAUGUCAAAUAGAGGGCACCCUAUGGAUUUGGUGCUGGUUAAGCGACACUUGGAUCUGAUGGUUCGCCUUCUGCCUCAAAGUUUGCUGAACUGGAUUGGAGAGAGAAUGCUCAAUCAGAUACAUGACCACAAGCUUUAUGGACUACAGCCUAAACACAGAUUUUUUGACCAGCGUCCCAUUGUCAGCGAUGAGCUCCCUGGUCGCAUUUUGACGGGAGCCCUGGUGAUGAAACCAAAUCUGCAAAAAAUUCAAGACUCAACAGUCGUAUUCGAUGAUGGGACGGCUGAAGAGAAGAUCGAUGCUGUGAUCUUGUGUACAGGAUAUAAUUACUCAUUCCCCUUCCUCCCCACCUCCUUAAACUCUGGUCCUGAUGGAGAACUGACACUCUACAAAAAAAUCUUUCCCCCAUCUCUAGAGCGUCCGACACUGGCCAUCAUGGGUCUUUUCCAGUCCAAAGGGCCGAUCAUGCCAGCAGUAGAACUGCAGGCACGCUGGGCCACCCGGGUCAUCGCAGGGUUAAACCAUCUUCCUUCAAACCGAAAAAUGCAUGAAAUUAUUAAAAAGGAACGCAAAGCAAAUUUAAAAUGUCACGCUUGUCCCAAGGAGGCUGUCCUUCAAGUGAAUUAUAUUCCUUACCUAGAUACCAUGGCAAAGGAAGUGGGUGUCCGGCCCAACAUUGUUUGGUUACUUCUCAGUGACCCUGCUUUGGGUUUGAGGGUUCUUUUUGGUCCCUUUACGCCCUACCAGUUUCGUCUACGUGGACCAGGACAUUGGAGUGGUGCUCGUCAGGCUAUCCUUACGGUAUGGGAGCGUGUGGCCAAACCCAUGAAGACACGCCCCAUUCCAGACCCAAAAUCUAGCAGUUUGUUAUAUUGGAUGGGGCUUGCAGGAGGUGCUGCAGUAAUUGUGAUCAUUAUGGUAAAACAAAAGAAGAUUCCACUUUUUCUGAGAAUCAAUUACAUUGAGACAGCCUUAUUUGGACAAAAGUAAGAGUUUAGGGUAACACUUUACAAUAAACAAUAAUGUAUUAGUAAACAUGGACAAAGAUUAUUAAAUGCUGUAGAAGUAUUGUUUAUUGUUGGUUCAUGUUAGCUAAUGCAUUAACUAAUUGUUAAAGGGGACAGAGAAUGAAAAACCAUUUUUACCUUGUCUUUGUUGAAUAAUGGUAGUCUACCCGCAUUCACGAACAUACAAAAAGUGCUAGACAUGCUAAACAUCUCAGUCUCAUAGAAAUUCCUCUUUUAGAAAUGUCAGCCAGAAAACGGCCCAAUCUGAAAAACUGAUGCUUAUGACAUCACAGGCACCUCACUGCCCCUCCACUUUAAAAUAAUUGGCUACAUUUUUUGAGUGGCAGCAAAGUCAGCCAAUCAGUAAUGAGAUUGCAAGUUAAGCCAGUAGGGGGAGCCAAAUAGGUGCAAAACCACUUGUUUAAAAUCCCCCACCCUAAUAGAGCUAUCAGAGAGAGGUUUUUAGGAAGCUUCUAAGGCAUUACAGACCCAAACAAAAAUUUUUUGUCUACAUGUCACAUCACAGAACAAGGAUAAAUACCCCGUUCAAUCAUUCUAUGUCACCUUUAAGAAAUACUACCUUAUUGUAAAGUGUUACCGAGUUUAGGUUUAAUUAAUGUACUAUUGAACCAUAGAUCUGUCUGUGUAUCAGCACAUGUACUUUGAGUUUUUAAAACUGAUUAAAAUCAUCCUAGUAAACAUUUAAUGACAUUUGUUCUCCCCAAUACAAAAAAAGAUGAUAUGAAGAUUUUUUGAGGUUUUAUCCUUACAUUGAAAUGGUUACC
Molecule: messenger RNA, 2682 nt
Organism: Paramisgurnus dabryanus
Lineage: Eukaryota; Metazoa; Chordata; Actinopteri; Cypriniformes; Cobitidae
Product: flavin-containing monooxygenase 5-like
Molecular function (GO): NADP binding; N,N-dimethylaniline monooxygenase activity; flavin adenine dinucleotide binding
Source: RefSeq, a predicted model, not a curated record